Messenger RNA from Mytilinidion resinicola, 3237 nucleotides. RefSeq lists its product as uncharacterized. The transcript has 3 exons. Gene Ontology annotation, molecular function: microtubule binding. The record is from RefSeq and is a predicted model, not a curated record. NCBI's taxonomy places the organism in Eukaryota, Fungi, Ascomycota, Dothideomycetes, Mytilinidiales, Mytilinidiaceae. The coding region runs from base 109 to 2970 and encodes 953 amino acids.
ACUAACACUCUACAGCUAUCGCAGGUAUCGUAUCCCCCAGAUCUCCUUUGUUCUUUAUUUUCUCCAUGUCCACAUUGUCCCUCAGCAUAUUCACCCCAACCGCCCGUCAUGACGGAGCUAUCGAGCUCGACGCGCUUCGCCCCUCCAAUCUUCCAGCCACGCAGCAAUUCGCCUCAACCAUCUCCUCGGCGCUACGGACGGUCGAACCUGGGUUCUGAGGAUGGAAAUUUUCGAGAUAUCUCCCCUUCGACGACCCUGCGCGCCUUCUCCGAAACUCCGAUAGCCUACAACAGUCCGGAAGAGCACAAAAUCUUUGACUGCGUCAAGACAGCAACCCCUGCGGAGAAGGACUUGGGGUUCAGAGUCGCCAAAGCUGCCGAGAGACUGAAGUCGUGGUGUCAGGAGAUCGAGCAAUGGGGAUGGUCCGGCACGUUUGAAGUGCCCAGCGAAGAGCGUCGUGAAAAGAGGCGGAAGAGCGUGCAAAGACACAUCAACGAACAUACAAAGGGCGUGGGUGGCUCGGAGGACAUUGGUCUGUUGAUAUACUGGGGUUCUUUGCUAUCUGCUGAGGUCAAGGCCUACGAAGCGCGUAUCGAGGACAUCGAGGCUGAGCGGGAGACUUUGGAUAUUGAGGAACUCAAAGGCCACAUCCUGGAUAUACAUGGCCCUAACAGGUCCAGGCCAUCCUCUAGUUAUGACACAAAACGACCGCAGUUCCUUCCGUUGGAUGACUUUUCUAUCUUAGUAACGCAAACCUUACUCCAGGCACUACCGUAUCUCUCGCGGCUCAAACUGAGCAUCGAUACUUGGUCCACACGUCUGACCAUCCUUUGCAGCACACCGAGAUUUUUGAAGGACCUCGGCACUACCCGAACUGCUUUAGAUCUGGCUUGGAGAACUCUUGAUCCCCCGCAGGAUGUCGACACGUCGGAUACCUCGUUUAACGACUGGAAGGAGACUCUGUACACGAUACUGGCAGAGCUGAAAGUCAUCGUUUCUGACCUUGGACAACGACUGGACCGGAUGCUGGACAUUCUUGAAGGCCGUGAGGACGCCCUACCGGAUACAUGGAUUGACGAUUUUGAGGAGUUGGAAUCGGAUUACAGUCGCUGGACUGUUGAAUCACGAAAUCGUAUUCUGGAUGUGGAGAUCCGACGAAUGAGAGCUAAGCGAAAUGCUACUACAGCUACCACCAUCCAGGGAAUCGGUCUAGACGGACGGGGUCCAAGCACUCAAGUUGAAGACAUAGCACCUCGGAAGUCGGAGACACUCCAUCGGGCCUCGAUCAACGAUCCAGCCGAAGACCUCAACCAAACUCCUAAAACCAGAUCGAACGGAAACGGGUUGGCUGCUCCGUACGAACGAUUUCCCGAUCUCAUUCCGGCGAAGGAAACCACUCAAGCGUCGCCUCAUACGCCCACAGCUUUGCGAUUAAGCAUUCCAGACUUUGUAACAUCACAAUCGAAGUUAAACGAAAACGAGUACAGCCUGGGCAACCGACCAGGAGAACAGGACGACACUGUCGAAGGCCAAACCGAAGACGUAGUAACUGGGCAAAAAGUCGACAGUGACGACGAGAAAGCUGAAUCAGUGGUACGCAAGCGCCCGGACUUGACGAUACUAAAACGUGCUUCCGUGACCUCCAUCGAGAGUUUCUCCAGACACCAAGUACGAACACCACAAACUCCUCAGUCACAUUUCGGGCUUCGCCGAGAUAGUGUAGAAUCCGCUUCUUCAAGUAUAUCGUUACAGUCAAGCCCAGCGAGCGCCUUGGAUGAUUCUCCAUCUGUCCGGAAUGCCUACAGUCGCAACGCAAAGGUUCCGAAGCCACCACUCAACUCUGCAAUGGCAAAGCGCCGCCCCCUCAAAACCCUUGACGGCUCCUCGGAUCAGAUGCAACCAUGGCCACCUACUAAAUUUGCGCAUGCCCUCUCACCAAAGAAGGACAACAGCACCGAAGACCUAGAGCGCAAGAUUAGCGAUAUUCUCACCACGAUCCCAGCGCACAUACGCCUCACGUCCGGCCCAGAAGCUGAUGCACCCGAGGUCAAGCCCACCCGAGUUGUCUCAGCCGGUGGCCGCUACGCCUCGAACGCGUCGCUCCGGGUUCCUCGUAGUGUCAAAUCUCCCGAACCAACUCUUACGCUCUCGCCUGUAAAGACCGAUCUCGACAAAUCUAGUAAUGCGCCCAACUCACGCCGCACGCUUGCAUCCGGUGACUCGGACAUCAAGCUCUAUCACCUCACCCAAAACGGCAUGGAUAAACCGCCCAUCAAACUCUUCGUGCGCCGCGUCGGCGAAAAUGGCGAGCGCGUCAUGGUCCGCGUCGGCGGCGGCUGGGCUGAUCUCGGCGAGUAUCUUCGUCAGUACGCAGAGCACCAUGGACGGCGCACGGUUAGCGAGGGCAAGUUCGAAGUCCUUGGUCUCGAGAAUUUGACAUCAAGUCCGGCGGGGAUGAUCAGGCCAGAUAGUCGACAUGGCGCAGGGACGCCACAGCCCAACCCUGCUACAUCUCCAGCUCGCGGCACUCCUGCUGCCAAGGCUGCUGCUUUCGCUGCUGCCGAUUCCGCUUUCAAUACACCCGCUUCUGUAGCCUCUGUAGGUACGCCUGCAAAUGCCAACGCUGAGGCCUCUAGUGCCUCGACUGGCUCUAGCCGGCUUUCAUGGGGCGGUAACGAGGUUGGCCUUGCGGGGCCGAAGUCGAAGAAAUUAGACUUGAGCGGGGAGAAGCUAGAGUGGAUUGAGGGUAUGAUGACUCAAGCGAGGAAGGUCUCGACUCAGGCUGUUGGUGAGAGUAGAGCCGCGAACGGGAGAGAAAGUCGGGCUGCAAAUGGGCGUGAGGGCAAAGUCGAGAAGGAUAGGGAGAGUCGGGAGAGCAAGGGUGAAAAAGACAAAGGCUUUGGAGAUUUGGGAAGGGUCGGUGGAACGAAGAGAGUUUUCUUAAGGGGCGGCAAGCCGGUGGUUGACUAGGGUAAGGUUGCAUUUUGGGAAACCCCUACUUCUUGGAUCAACUUUCAAGACGCAUCUGGUAUCUGCAGCGGUAUCAGCACAUGGAUUCAUUUGGAUCAGAGCGGGCUUUUGGAUAAAGCUGCGUGGCGGCAGGACUGUCGACGUACUUUCACCCCGCAUCUCCUUUUCUUUUGUCUUUAGCAGAAAUUUUUAUACCCGUAGAGUUCACGUAUACUUGUAAUAGUGGCGAUAGGCCUAAUACUCUAUUGAACCACCAGUCAAACACCG